AUGCCGAGUUUAAGUAUUCCCAUGUCACCCCCUUCUUUACCGUCCGCUGUAAUGCAGGUUUUCACCCACUUCAUGGAGCAGCUCAAUGCUGCCAUGUACGCCGAGGGCAUGAGCAUUGUCAUCCUGAUGGACAAUGCGAGCAGCCACGUGCUCAAGUCAGAAGGGGCCAAGUCGGAGGACCUCUUUGGCUUCUGCACGUGCAAGCUCAGCAACAUCCGCAUCGUGUACAUGCCGCCGAACACCACCUGCUUCACCCAGCCCCUCGAUCAGGGAAUCAUUGCGACGGCGAAGGCGGGGUACCGUGCAUCUUGGUUGAGCACCUUCACUGCGCUCUGGACGGAGAACAGCGCAACGUCCGCGAUGGCUCGGUUCAAGCCGAACCUCCGCGACGUUCUGGCCUGGCUGUGUGACGCUCGGAUGAACAUCGAGCGUCGCACCAUUCAGCGCGGUGCCGCCAACACCGAGCUCGAUGAGGCAGUGGGCGACAUGGGGAUCCUCAUCGUUCGCCUCGGCAUUGGGUCGUCCGCGAUGCCGGCGGUGGACUUCGUGCGCAUCGACGACAACCAGCCGACGUGCACAGAGCCAGGCGAAGACCCGGUGGCGACUGAGCCACCGUCUGCACCAAGUGCCGAGAUGUGGGAGGCCCCGGCCAGCAUGCAAGCCGUCUACGACGACGGCAAUCCAGCCACCCGCGAAGCACGGUGCUACACACGCGCCGCAAGCGAGAUGCUCGUCGGCUACGAGAGGGCCACCGGCAUCAUGUCGCGUGACCUUUGCGCACUAUUCGACAUCCGCAACCCCAUCGUCAGUUGCAAAUGA
Closterium sp. Naga37s-1 is the source of this 819-nucleotide messenger RNA. Lineage: Eukaryota; Viridiplantae; Streptophyta; Zygnematophyceae; Desmidiales; Closteriaceae. The record is from the annotation of a GenBank genome assembly.